CGUUUCGGCCAUUGCGGCGAUCGAUUCGUUCGAAAACUCGCUGCAACCUGCAAUCGAAUUAAAUUCUGCGCUGCCAUCAAAUAAUCAUGAGCCUUCAUUCGAUCAGCGUCCGCCGACGCGAGAGGUUGUCGUUUCCACGUAUUUCGAUCUUGACCGCUUGACACGUUUAGUAACUCGAUCGGAGGCGACCGCAGUAGUCGAUGGUUGCCGACUGGAAACCAUUCGAAGUGGAUAUUUCGAUCUCGACGUGCCCGUGCCUCGAUGAACGCACACGCGAUGGAUCAUCGUACGCACUUGUGCGUGUAAACACAGGACUCAUGUGGCCGCCUUAAUGCGCGCCUCUCUGCGUCAGUGGACCAUGAUGAACGCCGCACGCUGGCUGUGCGUUUCCCGUCGCCACUCUAAAAUGUCAAGAAAAACGUGAGAUCGUCUUCAGCUACGGAUACAACCCGUUCGCAGCGAACUCGAAGCCUCCAAAUGCAACCAACUGCUCGAUCCUGAGGACCAAGGAUGUCAAAACGGCUCAGUUUCUAUGGUCUGGUAGGCCUGGCGUCCCUUUGCAUCUUCUUCUUAGCAUUUAAUCAACGCUACAGCAGCUAUCUCGAGCAUCGACUGCAGCCGGUGAUAUCGGUCAGUAAAAAAUCGGAGGUGGGGAUUGCUCUAAAUUGAGUCACGCCAAACACGCUCUUUCCGAUGGAUGUUGAGAUAAGGCCACGCAUCAUCAAAAUUCAAGAACCAGUAACGGCAUAUUUUAGAGCAUCCAUGGAAAAUAUCACGCUUUCUGAAAUACAAGAGGUUGUUGAUCAACAAAGAAAAGCUAUCGAGAGGGAAAUGGAAGACUACGAAUACCCUAAUGGAAAAUAUGGUGUCAACGUUAGCAAGCUGGAGGAUUUGGUAAUGGAAAAGGGGGGAAGACCAAUGAGAAGCGUGAUUUUGACGAGUUGGCGAAGCGGAAGCACAUUUCUCGGCGACGUUAUAAACGCACAUCCAGCAAAUUUUUACCACUACGAGCCGCUGCUGGACUUCGGAAUCGUGCAAAUUAGGGGGCCUCCGCUCGCCGACGAAGCUCUUAAAAACCUUGAAUCUUUGCUUCGAUGCGAUUUCAAUAAUCUAGAUCGAUAUUUGGAAUACGGUAAAACGCAUCCUUGGGUCUUCAAUCACAACACGCAUUUAUGGAGGCAGUGCCAGGUACACAAGAAAAUUUGUUGGGAUCCACGUUUCGCGUCCAAGUUUUGCAAAUUAUUUCCGUUUCAAUCGAUGAAGAUCGUUCGUUUGAGGCUGCGCGCGGCUGAAAGGCUUCUGGAACAAGAAGAUUUAGGAAUACGACUGGUUCUAUUGAUUCGUGAUCCAAGGGGAAUCUUACAAUCGAGAAAGCAUCGGGAAUGGUGUCCAACCAAACCUGAUUGCUCGGAUCCAGCUUUGGUAUGCGCCGACAUGGUCUCAGAUUUCAGCGCCGCUGUACGACUUGUAAAAAAGUAUCCGCGCAGUUUCAGGGUGGUGCGUUACGAAGACUUAUCCGUGGAUCCCUAUAAGCACGUGAAGGAACUGUACAAUUUUUACGGUUUGGACUUUCAUUUAAAUGUAAAAAAAUUUUUGGAUACUCAUACAAAGAACGAUGUCGGUGGAGUUUCGAGUACAUUCCGGAACUCGAAGGUAGCGCCCUUUCAUUGGCGCAGCGAUCUCGAUUUUGAGGAGGUCGACGAGAUACAAAGAGUCUGUGCAGCAGCCAUGCGGCUGUGGGGUUACGUCAUGGCGUUGAAUUCCACCCACCAAAAGGAAUUCGAUCCCCUCGCCGCGUACCAGCUGCAGUUGUGACAUCUAGUAUAGCCUGGUACGAACGCAUAGGCUCAACACAAAGUACACCCACCGGUGUUGCUAGCUCGUCGCUGCACAGACACACCGAGAUCAUAACAAGUGCCGUAAUUCACAUUGAAACAAAGAAGGUGCUGAGCUUGUUACGACAAGUGCUUAUGAACUCUUACGAUUAAUCUCUUCGCCGAUCUAUUUCAAGAUCAGCGAGAUAGCAAAUACUCGACCUUGUAAGACCAAUGGUGAAUCUGUUCCUUAAAGAAUUUCAGAGACUCGCAAGUGCUCUUCGAGCUUGUUGCAGAACGAACGUACUUCGUCAGAAAUCAAUUUUAGACCAGAGCGUCAGGGCGCGAGAAUCGAACAAAGUUCCUAAGACCCUGGCGUGCAACAAGGAAAUAUCCAUAUCAGCGCAAGCAUUGAACGAACCUUAAAGAUCCGACACUUCUUUUUUUUAGAAAUCCAGAGUUUAACGAUCGUUUUCAAUAUACAUCGUAAUUUUAAACGCAGUAGGAUUUUCCACCGAGAUACGCAAGCAUUUAAAUAGAACGUUUACUCUUCUCGGGAACUGCGAAUUUGUCGAGAAGUUCAACUUUAUUUUAUUGUAUAGUUUUUUUCCUAGAGAGUUAAACACCUCAAGACACGAUAGGAAUAUGCUCUCUUUUUAAUAUGUACAUGUAUGCACUCCACACACACACAAACACACAUCGAUAGUUUUAGUUAUAUUACACUCGACGAAGAGAAUCAUUCGGUUCGGAAUGUUGACCUUUUGGAUUCAAAAGUCGACUCUUGCUCUCUAUUGGGUUUUACAAAUUUUGUUUACGUUAGACUUCGUCGAAUUGCUAAGUGUUGAUAGCAAUGUCCACAAAUAGGUUCCUAAGGUGUUUACGUAUUCUUUCAGGAACCAUAAAACCGUGAACCUUGAAAUAGCAAUAAGGUCCUUUAUCUCAAAUUUAUGUCUCAAACUUGUACGUAAAGUCUUAGUUGUCUCGAAAGUCUAUAACAGUAAAUUUCUGUAAUUAAUUUGAGAUCCGACCAAAUUAUCGAGGUCGCUGGUUCAACAAAUUUUCAUUUGAAUAUUUAUAUUAUUUUAUCACGUGUAAAUUUGUUUGUUAAACGUAAUGUAUAGUUACACGCAUAAAUUUUUAAUAAAUUUGUACAUUAUAUUCCUUGUAUGUCAACUUUUAA
This is a messenger RNA of Hylaeus volcanicus, 2994 nucleotides long. RefSeq names its product carbohydrate sulfotransferase 5-like. Lineage: Eukaryota; Metazoa; Arthropoda; Insecta; Hymenoptera; Colletidae. The transcript is spliced from 8 exons. Gene Ontology annotation, molecular function: N-acetylglucosamine 6-O-sulfotransferase activity. Gene Ontology annotation, biological process: sulfur compound metabolic process; N-acetylglucosamine metabolic process. The record is from RefSeq and is a predicted model, not a curated record. The coding region runs from base 694 to 1815 and encodes 373 amino acids.